AUGGCAACUGUUAUGAAAAGAUAUGUUCUAAAGUUGUUUAUAUCUUUGAAGUACAUCACAGCAAAUGUAGUAGAUAGGAACAAUGGGAAGAUUGUUGCCACAAGUUCUACAGUUGAGCAUGCUCUCAAAAACAUGUUUGAGUGCGGUCGGUCGUGCAAUGCAAAGGCAGCAACCAUUGUGGGAGAAGUAUUGGCAAGGCGUUUGAAGGUUGAAGGUCUCGAUGAUGGACAAGGAAGAGGGAUCCAUAUUAAUAUAAAUAAGGAGGUGGAGAAAAAAGGCUUUAAAAAUCGCACCAAGGUGUGGGCUGUUGUGAAUGCACUAAAGGACAGUGGCGUUAAGCUCGUACUUGAAGACAGAUAUGAUGAUGUUUGACCAUAUUGUUAAUACUACCCACCUUUUGUAUGUGGGUUGGAAAGGAUAAUGAUAUUUAUCCAUAUGUGUCCUGUAUGCUCAGAAAUCUACAGAAGUAUAAUAUUACCACUAUACAACUUGCC
This is a messenger RNA of Spinacia oleracea (spinach), 494 nucleotides long. RefSeq lists its product as uncharacterized. The transcript is spliced from 2 exons. Gene Ontology annotation, molecular function: 5S rRNA binding; structural constituent of ribosome. The record is from RefSeq and is a predicted model, not a curated record. NCBI's taxonomy places the organism in Eukaryota, Viridiplantae, Streptophyta, Magnoliopsida, Caryophyllales, Amaranthaceae. The coding region runs from base 1 to 372 and encodes 123 amino acids. Gene Ontology annotation, biological process: translation. Gene Ontology annotation, cellular component: ribosome.